Messenger RNA from Cooperia oncophora, 381 nucleotides. Lineage: Eukaryota; Metazoa; Nematoda; Chromadorea; Rhabditida; Trichostrongylidae. The record is from the annotation of a GenBank genome assembly.
AUGGGAGGAGGCAAGCUACAUCCGGCGGGCGGUGGUGGAGAGCGGCAGGUUUAUGGCAGUGGACCACCAUCCAGCAUGCCAAGCUCCACCCAUUGCCAGAAAACCACCUAUGCAGCUCCACCUAGCAAACCCAUUGAGUCCUCCUUCAAGGGAGGAGGCUACCACGCGAGCCGACGAUGCCACCAUCAGGAGGCUACCAGCAGACUCAACCUCAACCUUACAACCCACCUGCACCCCCUCCCCCUGCACCUAUGCCUAUGCCUAUGCCUAUGCCUAGUCCUCCUUCACCACCAUCUGGAGGAGGAAGCUACGGUGGAGGUCCACCUCCAGUUGGCCCACCAUCUGGAGGAUACUCGCAAACGUCACCAACGCGUUACAUAG